AACAAUCAAGGCUUUGACUCUGCACAGGUGAACUCACAGGGCGCAGCUCGAGUUCUCAGGAACGCUCGCGAAAGUCAGUCUGAGGCCAAGGACGAUUUUUUUUCCCCCUUUAUGUUGGAUUUUACAGAAACGUAAUUAAGUUUUCUCUACUUUGUUGAUGAGCUCCUAGAUUCUUCUGUUUACCUGAGAUGACGUGGUUGAAAGGGAUUCAGAAAUUGAGACCAGUGCUUGUGUCUGUUUUGUUUAUCCUAACAUCUCAAGGUGCUAACUGCCAACUGGUGGUGUCUCCUGUUGGUCCCACCCUGGUGAAUGCUUUAGCUGGUACCAACGUGACUCUGGCUGUUUUCUACAGUGGUGCCUCUGAUCCAGUGGUUACCUGGUUCAAGGGAGCUCUGCCUGUGGGGACAUGGACUAUAAACACCAACUUUUCUCCAGACAUAGCCAAUGACGGCUGGGGUGUGCUCGAAAUUGAAAGGAAUGGGUCUCUUACCUUUAAAAAUGUGCCACAGCGCUUUACUGGAAGUUAUACUGUGGAACUAACAAAGUCUGGACACGGAACAGUUUCAGUGACAUUCACUCUAAAUAUUUAUGAAAUUAUCCAGAAUGUGACUCUGAUCACAGAGCCCCAUUUUGCCCAAGAGGGAGCUGAGCGGUUCACAUUACAAUAUAACAUGCUUCAAGGUGUUGUUGAACAAGAAAUAUGGCGCUUCAAUGGAAGAGACCUGCAAAACAGCACACGCUAUUUGAUGGAGGGAACCAGCCUUGUAAUCUUUGGACCUAACCGGACAGACAAGGGAUCAUAUUCCGUGACAUUGAUGAACCCCUUCAGCAGCAUGACCAUGCAUAAGAAUGUGACUGUUCUUUACGGGCCGGAUGAGCCCAUUGUGGAGGCAUUGGCAAUUCAACCUUUCUACAAAGCAGGGGACUCUCUGAUUUUGUCCUGCCGAGCUGAAGGAUUCCCACUGUCAAUUCCUCAGUGGAUCUUUGGGGGUAAAAUUCUUCCAGAUUUUCACCAAGGAGUCCUAAAUCUGACAAACGUGCAGACCAGUCAAGGAGGCUCUUACACUUGCUCUUUGCUCAAUGAGCUGACUAAGGAGAAGCGUGAGAAGAAUGUGACUUUAAAGGUCUAUGACAGCCCGCUGGGUAGUCCAAUAUGCUCUGUGGCGUCUGUAAACAAUACUGACUUGCAGUAUCAGUGCAAGUGGGCAGGAGGAAUGCCAGAGGCCCAGUUGUCUUUCCCAGCACUAAGUAAUAUAAACAGUGGAGCUGGAACCUUCAGCCUCAUUGUUACUUCCUCUGCUAACCUCAAUGACAAAACUAUCACUUGCUUAGCAGAGCAUCCAAUUGAACAAAACUCCUGCAACAUUACCGCAAAAAGUCCCAGAAACUUUCUUCCAGCUGUGAAAACCUCUGUUGAUUCAGAUGGAAAAAUUGCAGUAACCAUCCACUGUGUCAGUGAGGCAUCCCCUCAGGCUGUGGUUUCAUGGUCGCAGGGAAAUGAGUCUGUCAUCACUGGGUCGACAUACCAGAUAAGCAGUGACACUACACAGCUGAAGAUUCGCAGUCAUAACAUCAGCACUUUCCUGCUUGCGCCAAACUACACCUGUACAUGUCGCAAUCCACUGGGCAGUCAGAGAAAGCUGUUUCAGUUGCAAGGACCGACUAUCUCAGAUUCCAGUUUGUUCCCUAAUCAAGAUGGAACCAUCAUCACAUUAACCUGGGAGGUCCCACCUACAUCUGUGGUUACAGGUUUUGACAUCCAAAUGAAAGGACCUGAUCUUCUGAGCCAUAGUGGUGAUUAUUCUGUUCCUAGGGGAAGUUCAAAAGAAUACCGCAUCAUUCAGCAGAAACCUGGGUAUGCUAGGAGUGCAGAUGUCUUUUUGCUUGAUCCUGACAUGACAUACAGGUUUCGAAUCAUUCCCAAAGCUCGGCUAACAGAUGGAGAGCCAUCUAAGGUUCACAGAAUUGGCCCAGGUGAUGGUUUGAGUGGGUCUGCCAUUGCUGGCAUUGCAGCUGGAAUCCCAUGCAGCAUUAUCGCCCUGAUCCUUCUAAUGGGCCUUAUUUUCCUAAUUUUCUGCUACCACAAGAAAAAGAGCAACAAGACAAGAUAUCCAGUCUCUAGAGCUGUUGAGAAGGUGAAAACCAUCCAGCCUAAGGCAGUUUCACACAACAUUUUGAACAGAGGGCUUAGACCUCCUCCUGACUACAACAAUUUGCACCAGACUCCGUCUGAAAGAUCUGUGACGCUACCCAUGUUUGUCCCACCUGCCCCAGUCAGAGUUGCAACGACAGUUUAAAUGAGUAAAUUGAUGUGUAUAUUUUUGCAAAACUGACUUAUAUAUAUAUGAAAUGUUAUAUAUAUAUGAAAUGUUUUAUACAUUUAAUUUUAACUGUAAUACCUAUGACAUAAUAAAAACAUUCCUUAGAAGGAAUGUUUUUAUUGUGUGUUAGCUGAGAAUGUAAUAGCAGUCUAUUCCUGUAGUAUUUUUUUCUUCAGAUAUUUAAUGUAGAAAUAGACGUUUAAGAAGGUAAAGAGGUGUAAAAGUGGCCAAUUAUUUAAGAAAGAAGAAAGUUUUAAAAAUUCUUAAAAUGAAAAAAAAAAUAAAAUUACAUUUUAUUGUUAUCCAGAAACUCUGGAGACAAGUCAUCCUCUGGUCAAAAUAACUAAGGACUAAUGGUUUGCUUUUUUAAUUUUUUUUAUUUUAAAUGUCUUGGGUUGCACUGAAAAAUCUACAUUUAGAAGCAACAGCAGUUGUUGCAUUUAAUGUAAAUAACAUUUUUCUCCUGAAAUAAUUUGACAUAAAUGUAAAUCUAGGGUAUUAUUUUUUUUCAAGUGCUUGAAAAUACAUUUAAAGGUAAAUAGAAAAUCAGAUAUUAUUUUACUAAUUUGUAACUUUUUGUGCUGAAGUUGAAUAAUCUUUUUGUCUUUGCACAAAGUAUCAGGAAUGGAGGGAUUCAAAAUUCAUUUUGCUUGCUGAAACAUACAUUGCUGCUGAUGCUCAUACAUUUGUGCAGCAGAUGGUGCUGUGGAGUAUUGAAUGACAUGAAUUCAUCUGAAUGUCCAGUCAGUUAGAACUGAAGAUAUCUUCAACAAACAUGAACUGGUGAUACUUGUCUUCAUUAAUGUGCUUGAUAUUCAUUUUUCUUGAUGAAAAGUGUUGAAAAUCUAAAUCAUACUAUAUCUAUCAGGCAUUGUUUUAGAAACCAAUGACCAUUAGCUCUCAGUCAGUAAAAUUGGUUAAAUUACAGAAAGAAACUAAAUUCAGUUUUAGAUAAAUAAAGCGAGUUAAUCUCAAAUCCGAACAAAUGGAUUAUUUGUCUAGUAGCUUCUUUAAUUUUAUAAACAUUUUUCUGCACGUUUCAGAGUUAGUUCUUUUGAAAAAUAAAGAGAAUUUACAAAGAGCGGCAUUGGCAGGAAAAGAACAGUUAUGCAAAACCAGACCUAAGAGAAGGUGACAUUUUCUUUAGAUCGUUGAGUGUGAGAGAAUAUGACAGAAGCAUUUACAAAAAAGAAGAGCAAAAUAUUUUAUUAGCUCUACCAGUUUAGGAGAUUUACUUGGCCUAUCAUGAGACACAAAUAAGGUCAACUUCAUCUUAAAAUAUAAAUAUCCAUCCAUCCAUCCAUUUUUUGUACACCAUUGUCCCUAAAUGGGGUUCGGGAGGGUUGCUGGUUCCUCUCCAGCUACGUUCCGGGCGAAGGCGGGGUUCACCCUGGACAGGUCUCCAGUCUGUCGCAGAAAAUAUAAAUAUAACUUGCUAUUAUAUAAGACAAGUUGACUGACAUAUUGCUCACUUCCUGUGGAAACUAAUAAUGGGUUGUCAGAGAUGGAUAAGAGAAAAGUGUGACUACCCUCUUUUUCCCAUAAGAGAAAGUCAUGUUUACAAGUUCAACUUUAUUUUUUUCUAAUCAUUUAUGAUCAAUACUAUACCCUAUAUAACCCUCCCACCCCCAUCCCUGGUGUCAUGCUUCUAGUGCAACGUCCUACAUGUAAAACUGUGUUGUCAGAUCAGAGCUGAAAAACUGCACCGGGCCUCCAUUUUUUUUUUUCUACUAACUGCUAAACUAACCUUUACUGUUUUUGAUGUUGUUGCUAAAUGAUCACUGGGUUGUAUUUUUCCGUACAACUCCACACAAUAUUUCUGACUGUAAAGAUGGAUGAAUAGUUCAUAAUUAUUCUGCCUUCUUACUCUCAGUGUAUCAUUAUAAAGUGUCAACAUGUUUAACAC
This is a messenger RNA of Gambusia affinis (western mosquitofish), 4227 nucleotides long. It is a transcript of the gene vsig10l, whose product is annotated as V-set and immunoglobulin domain containing 10 like. NCBI's taxonomy places the organism in Eukaryota, Metazoa, Chordata, Actinopteri, Cyprinodontiformes, Poeciliidae. Gene Ontology annotation, molecular function: protein binding. The transcript has 12 exons. Bases 189 to 2297 code for a protein of 702 amino acids. The record is from RefSeq and is a predicted model, not a curated record.